UCCCGAGCGGCCCGGUCGGGCGGCGAGAGCCCCGCGCCGCCCUCCCGCCUCCGCCGCCGGGUCGCCGGCCGCCGGCGCCUCGCCGCCACCGCCAGGGUAGCCGCGGGGCCGCGCUCGGCGGGCCCCCUGAGCCGCAGCCAUGGGGUGCUGGGGUCGGAACCGGGGCCGGCUGGUGUGCAUGCUGAUGCUGACCUUCAUGUUCAUGGUGCUGGAGGUGGUGGUGAGCCGGGUGACCUCGUCGCUGGCGAUGCUCUCCGACUCCUUUCACAUGCUGUCGGACGUGCUGGCGCUGGUGGUGGCGCUGGUGGCUGAGCGCUUCGCCCGGCGGACCCACGCCACCCAGAAGAACACGUUCGGCUGGAUCCGGGCCGAAGUGAUGGGGGCUCUGGUGAACGCCAUCUUCCUGACCGGCCUCUGCUUCGCCAUCCUGCUGGAGGCCAUCGAGCGCUUCAUCGAGCCGCACGAGAUGCAGCAGCCGCUCGUGGUCCUCGGGGUCGGCGUGGCCGGGCUGCUGGUCAACGUGAUGGGGCUCUGCCUCUUCCACCAUCACAGCGGCUUCGGCAACGACUCCGGCCACGGCCACUCGCACGGGGGUCACGGCCACGGUCUCCCCAAGGGGGUCCGCGGCAAGAGCAACCGCGCCGGGGACAGCGACGACAGCGCGACCCCGGGCGAGCAGAGGCCCGACCAGGAGGAGACCAACACCCUGGUGUCCAAUAGCAGCAACUCCAACGGGCUGAAGCUGGACCGGCCAGAUCCAGAAAAGUCCAGAAAUGAUGCGGUGGAAGUACAAGUGAAUGGGAAUCUUAUCAGAGAACCUGACCAUGUGGAAUUGGAAGAUGAUGAUAAGGCUGGACAACUUAACAUGCGUGGAGUUUUUCUGCAUGUCUUUGGAGAUGCUUUGGGUUCAGUGAUUGUAGUAGUAAAUGCCUUGGUCUUUUACUUUUCUUGGAAGGGUUGUCCUGAAGGGGAGUUUUGUGUGAAUCCAUGUACCCCUGACCCCUGCAAAGCAUUUGUAGAAAUAGUUAAUAGUACUCAUGCAACAGUUUAUGAGGCCGGUCCUUGCUGGGUGCUAUAUUUAGAUCCAACUCUUUGCAUUGUAAUGGUUUGUAUACUUCUUUACACAACUUACCCAUUACUUAAGGAAUCUGCUCUUAUUCUUCUACAAACUGUUCCUAAACAAAUUGAUAUCAAAAAUUUGAUAAAAGAACUUCGAGAUGUUGAAGGAGUUGAGGAAGUUCAUGAAUUACAUGUUUGGCAACUUGCUGGAAGCAGAAUCAUUGCCACUGCUCACAUAAAAUGUGAAGACCCGACAUCAUACAUGCAGGUGGCCAAAAUCAUUAAAGACGUUUUUCAUAAUCACGGAAUUCACGCUACUACCAUUCAGCCUGAAUUUGCUAGUGUAGGCUCUAAAUCAAGUGUAGUCCCAUGUGAACUUGCCUGCAGAACUCAGUGUGCUUUGAAGCAAUGUUGUGGGACACGGCCACAAGCCCCUUCUGGAAAGGAUGCAGAAAAGGCCCCAACAGUUAGCAUUUCUUGUCUAGAACUUAGUGACAAUCUAGAGAAGAAGCCCAGGAGGACUAAAGUUGAAAGCAUCCCUGCUGUUGUGAUAGAGAUUAAAAAAAUGCCAAACAAACAACCUGAAUCAUCUUUGUGAGUCUUGAGAAAGAUGUGAUAUUUGACUUUUGCUUUAAACUGCAAGAGGAAAAAGACUCCAUUGAAAUUCUAAGUUUGCCAAGUAGUGUAAUUGAAGUCCUUGUCUGGUCACACAGUUUAAUUCUAUUUUUGUAAGAACAUAAUGGGACUGCUUAACAGAGUUCUAUAUUACAACUUUGUGAUUAUUAGUGCAGAGUACAGCUAUGCUGUAACAAUUUUGGAAAGCCAGUUUUAACACUAUGUUACAUUUUUGUUUAAAGUAAGUAUAAACCUUAUAUAACAUAAUGACAUUUGAUUUCCAGUUUUUCCAUGGUAAAAAAUUAAUUAGG
Messenger RNA from Mirounga angustirostris (Northern elephant seal), 1985 nucleotides. RefSeq names its product solute carrier family 30 member 1 (gene SLC30A1). Gene Ontology annotation, biological process: detoxification of zinc ion; zinc ion transmembrane transport; intracellular zinc ion homeostasis. The coding region runs from base 140 to 1657 and encodes 505 amino acids. Gene Ontology annotation, molecular function: zinc ion transmembrane transporter activity; calcium channel inhibitor activity. The transcript is spliced from 2 exons. The record is from RefSeq and is a predicted model, not a curated record. Lineage: Eukaryota; Metazoa; Chordata; Mammalia; Carnivora; Phocidae. Gene Ontology annotation, cellular component: Golgi apparatus; membrane; endoplasmic reticulum.